AUGGCGAUGGAAAAUGCAGCAGAUUGUCAAAUCACGGGCAGAGAGCCACUUUUAGCCACCAAGAGUAGCAGCAGCAACGGUGGCUUCAGGGCCCUGCCUUUCAUCAUAGUAACUGAUGCAUUGGAGAAAAUGGUGAGCUAUGGACUUCCGGUCAACAUGAUCAUGUACUUGACUACAGAGUACGGGAUGAAGAACAGCGAUGGUGCUCACCUGAUCUUCAUCUGGGUUGCUACCACCAAUUUCACGCCCGUCGUUGCAGCAGUUCUCGCCGAUUCUUAUGUCGGCCGAUACUGGAUGAUCGCUUUCGGCUCCCUCGCCCACGCUCUGGGUACAUUUCUGCUAUGGCUGACAGCAACCAUCCCACAAGCUAGGCCUCAACCAUGUGUUGACACCACCUGCAAACAGGCCACACUGCCACAACUUUCCCUCUUAUGCACCUCCUUAGCCCUCAUCUCCAUCGGUUCUGGAAGCAUGAGAUCAUCCAGCUUGGCAUUCUGUGCUGACCAAAUCAUCCCCAAGAACAAAGAUGGCACCACAAAUGACGAUUCAGGAACCUUGUUGAAGAGUCUAGUCAGCUGGUACUUCAUCUCCUCAACAGUUGCCAUACUAAUAGCAGUAACAGUCAUUGUCUACAUCCAAGAAGCUGCAGGUUGGAGAGUUGGCUUUGGGGUUCCAUUGAUUCUCAUCGUGUCGUCGGGCCUCAUCUUCAUAUCGGGUUCCUCGUUGUAUCUCGAGCAGAAGACCAAACCAAGCCUGCUCGCUGAACUCGCUCAAGUAGUGGUUGCAGCUGCUGGUUCCAGAAAAAGAUGGAACAAGUUGCCUUCUGAAGUUCAUACCUACCAUUCCAAUCCAAAUUCUGCUGCAAUUCCCCUGCAUCCAAGUGACAAAUUGAUGUUCUUGAACAAAGCCUGCAUCAUUGACUCCCCUGAAGAAGAGCUGAACCCUGAUGGAACUGCCACAAAUCCAUGGACCCUCUGCACAGUAGAGCAAGUGGAGGAUCUGAAAUCCGUAAUCCGAGUAAUUCCCAUAUGGUUUGCAGGAGUGAUAAUGUCACUACCAACAACCCAACUCCCAUUCUACUUGCUCCAACUCAACACCAUGGAUCGACACAUCAUCAAUCCAACAGGAUUCCAAAUCCCAGCUGGAUCAUUCUUCCUAACGAUCGUGCUAACACAACUGAUAUGGGUUCCUCUCUACAACAAAAUCAUCACCCCCAUAACCUCCAAGCUCAUAGGCAAACCGUUCCACCUCUCCAUGAAGCAGAGGUUAGGACUGGGAAUCCUGAUUUCCUCUGCAGCAAUUUCAGCACUGGCCAUCGUGGAGAUGAUUCGUCGCGAAAGGGCCAUCGAGGAGGGGCUAACUGAUGAUCCAACAGGUAUAGUGGACAUGUCCGCGAUGUGGUUCGUGGUUUACUACGUCCCAUUUGGGGUUGCAGAGGCUUUCAACUACCUUGCACAGAGUGAGUUCUACUACAGUGAGCUGCCUGAGAGCAUGGCUAGCAUAUCUACGACGUUGUACCAAAUGGGGCUGUCGAUGGCGAGUUUGGUGGCCAGUUUUGUGCUGAGCGGUGUGGAGAUUCUGACGAGAGGAGGGAGAGAGUGGGAGAGCUGGAUUGCUGGGAAUAUCAACAAGGGGCAUUACGAUUACUACUACUGGCUGAUUGCUGGUUUGAUUGUUCUUGAUUUUGUGUAUUAUCUUGGUUGUGCUAAGGCUUAUGGACCUUGUAAAGCUGAGCUCGGGCAGGCGAUCGAGGACGCCGGCCGGAGCACCAAGCAUCAUCAACCCGACAAGAUGUCCGCCGUCAAGGAGCCACUCCUCCUCCCUAGCCACGGCGGCGACGGCGAUAACCUCAAGGGUGGCUUCAGAACUCUGCCGUUCAUCAUAGGAGCGGAGGCGUUCGAGAAGGUGGCGACUCUGGGGCUGAUGCCGAACAUGAUUCUGUACCUGACGACGGAGUACGGCAUGGGAAACGUUCAAGGCGCCAAUUUACUCUUCUUGUGGUCAGCAGCUACCAAUUUCACGCCGGUCCUCGGCGCCUUUCUCGCCGAUUCUUACGUCGGCAGGUUCCGUAUGAUCGCCUUCGGCUCCAUUUUCAGCCUCAUGGGGUUGGUGACAAUAUGGCUAACGGCAAUGAUCCCACAAGCAAGGCCAGGCCCCUGCACGGCCGUCGACGGCGCCGCCCACUCCUCCACCACCUGCGAAAAAACCGCCACCACCCCACAGCUCAUCCUCCUCUACUCAUCCUUCAUCCUCAUGUCCAUCGGCAGCGGCGGCGUCCGGUCCUCCGCCAUGGCCUUCGGAGCCGACCAACUAACUCCCCUGACGAGCAAGAACAACAACAACAACAAGAUCCUGGAGAGCUUCUUCAGCUGGUGGUACAUGCUCGUCUCCGUCUCCGUCAUCCUCGCCCUCACCUGCAUCGUCUGCAUCCAAGAAACCAUGGGCUGGAAAGUAGGCUUCGGCGUCCCCGUCGUCCUCAUGUCCUUCGCCGCCGUCUCCUUCUUCCUCGCCUCGCCGUUCUACGUCACGUCCAGCCCCGCCGACUCCAGCCUCUUCACGGGACUCGCUCAGGUCCUCGUCGCUUCGUUCACAAAACGCAGCGUUUCGUUUCCCGACGAUGACGACGACGUGGACGGAUUUCACCAUCCCGUGGGGACCACCCGACUCCUCCCAUCCGAAAAUGUAAAAUUCCUAAACAGGGCUUGCAGGAUCCAGAACCCCGACCAAGAUCUGACGGCGGAGGGAGCCGCAUCCAACCCGUGGCGCCUCUGCACCGUCGAUCAGGUCGAGGAUUUGAAAUCCCUGCUCCGGAUCGUCCCCAUAUGGUCGACGGGGAUGAUCAUGGCGAUCGACAUAAGUCAGGGUUCGUUCCAGACCAUCAUGGCGUCCAACAUGGACCGCCACGUCACCCCGAGCAUCGAGAUACCCGCGGGAUCGUUCAGCGUGUUCAUGGUCGCGGCUUUGGCCAUGUGGGUGGUGGUGUACGACAAGGUCCUUAUCCCGGUCGGGUCACGGAUCCGGGGCAAACCGGCCCGGCUCACCACCAAGGAGAGGAUGGGGGCGGGGAUCUUCCUCUCGUCGCUCUCCAUGGCCGCGCUGGGAGCUGCAGAAACGUUUCGACGCCAGCGACAGAGCGUUUCGGGGACGCAGUCGUCGGCUAUGUGGAUGAUGCCGUCGCUCGUGCUGUUGGGUCUGGCGGAGGGGUUAAACGGCACCGCGCAGAGCGAGUUUUACUACAAGGAGCUGCCGAGGAGCAUGAGCAGCGUGUCGACGACGCUUUGGGGGGUGGCGAUGUCCGGUGCCAGCCUGGCGUCGAGCUUCAUCAUGAACGCCGUCGACGGGGUGACGGCGGCGGACGGAGGGGAGAGCUGGGUUUCGAGCGACAUUGACAAGGGGCGGUACGAUUACUAUUACUGGCUGCUGGCGGUGCUGAGCCUGGCGAACUUCGUGUACUAUUUGGGCUGCUCCGGGGCCUAUGGGCCGGCGGCCCAAGGGAUGGGGAAGCAGGCCGACGUCGUUGUUGGUUAUGAUGACGUGGACUUCAAGGGUGGAGCUUGA
Linum trigynum is the source of this 3558-nucleotide messenger RNA. Lineage: Eukaryota; Viridiplantae; Streptophyta; Magnoliopsida; Malpighiales; Linaceae. The record is from the annotation of a GenBank genome assembly.